UUGCGUCGCCGUUUUACCGGAAGUCGCCGGGUUACCCACUUCCGGUACGAACAGCCUUCUAUUUUCUCACCGUAGCUCCCAGUCCAUUCUUCGGAUUUUUCGAUAGUAACGUUCGUUAUUGUUUAUUUUUUAAACCCGUUCGUGUCGAUACCGGUACCGGGGUUGGAGGCAGGGGACGUCGGAGCGGCUAAGAUGGCGGCCGACCGCCGCGAGGAGAAAGAGGGCGAGCUCAACGUUCUGGAAGAUAUUUUGACGGAAGCUCCAGAUCACGAUGAUGAGCUUUACAACCCCGAAACCGAGCGAAAUGUCACAGACAAGAAAGGAGCCAAGCGAAAGAGCCAACAUUCAGAGAGUCACAAUCGGAAGAGGCCGCGGACCUCUUCUAGCCACGCCCCCUCCAGGUCAUCCCUCAGCAAUAAGAGAGGCUCAGGUGGUCCUCUCUCGUCUUCGUCCUCCAAGAGGGUGGCAAGCAGUCCACAUGGCCGCCGCGGAAGCUACCGUGGCGAUUACUACGAGGAUCGAAAGAGCCGUAGAGGAGCGAGAGACGCCACCCGGAGCCGAGUAAGCGAGGUCGCUCGACGUCAACACUCUCCCAGAGACUUGGCAGGUGUCAAUCAGAAGCAUCUGCGUGGCGAGCGUCACACAAACCCCGCCCACCGUCCAGAGGUGAACCAAUCAGAAGACGAGGUUGCCCCAGAGUAUGGUUCAGAGCAGCGAUCAGGAAGCUCGUCCCCUGCUGCCUCUCACGAAGAGGAAGAAGAACAGGAAGAGGACGACGAAGAAGAAGGGGAGGAGGAAGAAGGCGAUGAAGAGGAGGAGGAAGAAGGCGACGAAGAGGAGGAUGAACAGGAGGAGGAAGAUGAGGAUGGAGAGAAGGAGGAAGAGGUGGAGUACGAACGACGGGGCGAGGCUAACGACUAUGAUACCCGCAGUGAAGCGGGCGAUUCCCGCUCUGCGUCCUCCAUCAGUUUCUCCGACAAUUCGGCGCGCUCUGUCUCAGGCUCUGACGCCUCAGGUUCAGAGAAGAAACGUGACAAGCUCUCGUCGUCUGUACGAGCUGUCUCCAAAGGGAUGGAAAAUUUCCGUUACAUCAUGGAGGACGCCCGCUUCUUCCUCAUCAAGAGUAACAACCACGAGAACGUCUCUCUGGCGAAAGCUAAAGGCGUUUGGUCCACGCUGCCUGUCAACGAGAAGAAACUCAACGCAGCUUUCCGCUCCGUCCGCAGCGUCAUCCUCGUCUUUUCUGUGCGGGAGAGCGGCAAAUUCCAAGGUGUUGCUCGCUUGGCUUCUGAGUCUCAGCACGGCGGAUCUCCCAUUCACUGGGUUCUUCCUGCUGGCAUGAAUGCCAAGAUGCUGGGCGGAGUCUUUAAGAUCGAUUGGCUGUGCAGACGAGAACUUCCGUUUACAAAGACAACUCACCUUUUAAAUCCCUGGAAUGAAAACAAGCCAGUCAAGAUUGGUCGUGAUGGACAGGAAAUCAAGCCGGACAUCGGCGGCCAGCUCUGUUUGCUGUUUCCAUUGGACGAAAGCGUAGAUAUUCACCGGGUGGCUAGCCGUAUUCGUCACAAGCGUCGGACCCCGUCUGCCACACGGCCUCGUGGCCGACCACCUCUGCGGGAACCGGGAAGGCGUCGUCUUGAAGAGUUCGACCUUCAUGGCAGGAAGCGACCUCGAGUCGAGUGCCCAGACUUCAACCAGCGACCAGGGUUCAUCCAGGACCUGCGAAACCAGCCGGUGGACAGGCGCUUCUCCAACGUGAGACGAGACGGUUUCCUUAACGGGUCUUACUACUAUAUGAGAGAUUAUCAACACAACGUGGGACCGCCGCCCCCUUGGCAGGCAAUGGUGACGUACCCCGGCGUGGAGCAGCCACCCAACCACCACCCACCUUACUACCAUCACAGCCACGCGCCGCCCCCUCCUCACCAGGCAUACCACCACCACCACCCCCCUAUGCCCCAGCACGAGGCUCCGCCCCCUCGCUUCAGAGACAAACAGCGAGUUGUACCGCAACAUCGUGCCUUUGCUUCCAGUCCACACGACUACGACAUGCGCGUGGACGACUUCCUGCGGCGGACGCAGGCGGUGGUGAGCAGUCGGCGAGAACGAGAGCGACAGCGUGAACGCGAGCGGGCCGCACCCCGACGCGAGCGAGAGCGAGAGCGCGGCAGGGACCGAGACCGGGAUAAAGAGAGAGGACGCUACCACAGAUGAUGCGGUGAUGUCAUUUCCUGUCACAGCCAGUGAUGUUUUUGUUUGGUGUUUAAAAAAAAAAGUUGAAAGACAACAUCAUCAUGUUUUAUUGUCGAAUAGAAAA
Messenger RNA from Nerophis ophidion (straightnose pipefish), 2317 nucleotides. It is a transcript of the gene ythdc1, whose product is annotated as YTH N6-methyladenosine RNA binding protein C1. Gene Ontology annotation, cellular component: nucleoplasm. The record is from RefSeq and is a predicted model, not a curated record. Gene Ontology annotation, biological process: regulation of alternative mRNA splicing, via spliceosome; mRNA splicing, via spliceosome. Gene Ontology annotation, molecular function: N6-methyladenosine-containing RNA reader activity; mRNA binding. NCBI's taxonomy places the organism in Eukaryota, Metazoa, Chordata, Actinopteri, Syngnathiformes, Syngnathidae. The transcript is spliced from 16 exons. The coding region runs from base 193 to 2214 and encodes 673 amino acids.